This is a messenger RNA of Dendronephthya gigantea, 5419 nucleotides long. RefSeq lists its product as uncharacterized. The transcript has 4 exons. Gene Ontology annotation, molecular function: protein binding; [protein-PII] uridylyltransferase activity. NCBI's taxonomy places the organism in Eukaryota, Metazoa, Cnidaria, Anthozoa, Malacalcyonacea, Nephtheidae. Bases 137 to 5032 code for a protein of 1631 amino acids. The record is from RefSeq and is a predicted model, not a curated record.
CAUUUCUUUCAUGUAGACGUGUGUAUGCUUACUGCAUGCGGUAGUCAAACUUUGAUUGAAUAUAUCACUGCAUAAUACAGUGUAUAUUUAUAAAGAAAUUAUUCCAAACUAAGUUCAAUUCACUUCGCGUACCGUAAUGGCCUAUGCAUCAAAGAAAUUAUUCAGGACACACUCUCUCCUUGAUCGAGUUAUUCAUAAUGAGCCAUGGGACAUUCCUAAAUUCAAUGCUCCAUCAGGAAAGAAGGAUAUCUGGGAAGAUCAUUUCGAACAAGGUUUAAGACACUUAGAUGAAAAUGAAGUAAAUCUCGCUGAACAAUCGCUCAGUAAAGCCUUAAAAAUCCUAUCUGCUUCUCCAAUGACAAAACACCUUAACAAAGAGAAAGCAACAUGCUUCCACGCUAUGGCGGAAAUCUAUUCAACCCGAGCAUCGCAGCAGAUGGAUGAUGACGGUUUUUGUGAAAUGAUGGUUAAAAGCAUCGCUCUUUUCGAGGCCGAGCGAAUUUACAAGCACGGCAGCUACAAGGCUGACGAGGAAAUCGACACAGCCAUCUUCGAAGCAGAAGUAAAGUUCAUUAAUAAAGUAUUUGGGGCUGUUGGUGUCGAUCAUUACAAGAAGAUGGAAAACAAAAAAAAUCUGAAUCGGGAAAAGUUAGAAGAGAUUCGUUUGAAACAAACUAACGAAUAUUUCCCUGCCCUUGACAGACUUCCGGAUUGGAACUCACGAGACGAAGAGAGACGAUGCCAAGAAAUUGAAAAGAUAUAUAAACAAAUUGAUGAUGAUAUGAAGUGCCUCGUGAAUGAAAUUUUUUCUUAUUGUUGUGAAAUUGCUGGUUCCGCACCCUGCAAAUUUUCUAUCAUUGGUCUGGGAUCUAUGUCCAGACAGGAGAUUACUCCAUACUCUGAUUUAGAGUUCGCAGUGCUGGUGGAAUCCAAAAACAAAAGCCCUUCGUCAGAACAACGGCAGUAUUUUCGAUUCCUGACCUACUUAAUUCAAGCGCAAAUCAUCAAAUUAGGAGAAACCAUUUUGCCAAGUGUUGGAAUUUCUAGUUUAAAUAAUUUUUACAGUGGAAAUAUAGAAGAUGAUUGGUUUUACGACGAUGUUAUUCCCAAAGGAUUUUCAUUCGACGGUAUGAUGCCAUGGGCCUGCAAGACUCCUCUCGGAAGGAAAGAAUGGCGUGGACAACCUCGGCAAGAGUACAUCAUGACUGUGGAUGAAAUGCUGACGCUUCAAGAUGUAAUUCCCGGCUCUGCUCUCGAGAGUCUGAAAACGGCGAACGUUUUCAGCAGCGUGUGCCAUCUCUUUGGCGAUGAAGAACUGACAAAGUCCUACGAGCAGAAAUUGUCUUCCCUGGUCACUAAUACCGAGAGGAGGAAAAGUUUUCAAGAACAAGUCAUAGAGAUCAUGCAAGGUUUGCUGAACACCUACAACCUGCGUUCACUGCUUUUAUGUGACAGUGGAACGCAACAAGACGUGAAGAAAGAGGUCUAUAGAUUAGCAAGUCUUCUGGUGGAACAAUUGUCAAAAUAUUUUGGAAUUUUCGGGCGCAGUUCUUGGCGAUGUAUAGAUGAAAUGAAUGUGAAGAAGAUACUCACUGAAGAUGGGGCAAAGAAUUUGCAGGUAAUGUUAAGUAUUACCACUGAGCUCCGGUUGAAGUGCUACCAAAGGCAAGGCAGACAAAAAGAGGCAUUACCUACAGUUCCACAACUGUCGGUCACUGAAGAAAAAUGUACUCCUUGCUCAUUCACGUCAGCCAUCGUCCGUCUUUAUAAGAGUCUUGUACCGUUGUCAUCAACGAUGUCUAAUAUCGUUUCGAAGAUCAAAAACCCCCAUCAUCCGGUAGUUAUUUCGCUGACCUCUAAACCAGACGUAAAUGAAAUCGCCGAAUGUCUCAAGAACGUCAACUUAAGAGACCCUGAAAAGAUACUUGUGAAAGCGCUUCAACAAGAAACAUUUCUGGAUGUUUCGUCGACGACAACAGCAAUAGCAUAUCUGCGUGUUUUACAACUUCCUAAAGCGAUCGAUUGUUUGCUUUCCGCAAAAGAUGAUUCAAUGGAUUUUGUCGAAAGCGUAAGUAUACGUCAUGCACUCACACAUUGCUACAUGCACGUCGGAAAAUUUCAAGAAGCUAUUAACUGUUGCCGUGAGAUGCAAACGUUACACACACUGGCGCCAGAUUUCGUUAAAACAAGCGACGUAAUAGAUGCAUUGAUAUCAAUCAUGGAUGCCUAUAUCCACCAGGGUCUGUUAAACGAGGCUGUAAAUGUGCACACACAAAUCGUUAGCCUUCAAGACCAACAAGAUUCAAAGGACACUGCAGUCGAUGAAAGGAAAGUGAAUUUUCUUACCAGCAGCGCGGUGCUUUUCAUAGAACUCGAACAGUACGACAAAGCGGAAAUCAUACUUAGAACCAUUUUGAAGGGAAUAAAAAACCACCGAAAGCAAUAUCUCGUCCAUUUUAUGACCCUGAAUAACCUUGCCGUCGUUUUACUUUGCGAAAACAAGUUCGAAGAAGCGAAGACCAUCUUGAACGAUGCAUUACAGGUGGCCGGCGAACUUUAUGGAGAAAACGCUGCUCAUCCCGAUUUUGCUAACUGUUUAACCAACCUGAGCGAAGUUUAUUAUUAUCUUCAAAAUAUGAAAGAAGCAGAACGUUUUGUUCGUUUGGCCCUCGUAAUUUAUUCUCAAUUACACGAUUAUGUCAAAGAGUUGGUCGAGCCUGGCAUUGUGGAUGCGCUGAUUAUCAAGGCAAGAAUACACCAGUUUUAUAAACAACGUGAUGAUGUGUUUAGCACUUUGAGCCAGGCAAACGAAAUUUCUAAGAAUUUGUAUGGCGGCCAGCCACACCCACAUAUUGCCUCCAUUAUUCUCCAUCUUGGCGUUUGUGAGCAAGAGCGUGAAAAUUUCUCGGAAGCGUUAAACCAUUAUCAAGAGUAUUUGAAAAUUCACGAGAAUCAAAGACUUGAAUGUCAGGAAACUGGAGAGGAUUGCAAAAUGGCCAAUGUUCUUGUUCGAAUUGCAAACUUGGGAGCAGUUUGUUGCUAUGAUCCUUCGUAUCUUCUCACAUGUAACGAGAAAGCGCUAAAAAUAGAGGAGAAAAUUCACGGCAAAGAAGCCAAUCAUGUCCAUUUAGCCAUGUGCUUUGGAUCACUCGGUUUUUGUUUGAUGGCAGCAGACCGCGAGUCAGAAGGAGUGGAUUAUUUCUGCAGAUUCUUGAAAAUGUUUGAAGAGAUUAAUUUAGGAAGUAAUAAAGCAUUUGGUCGCGCACACCUAUUAAUUGGAGAAAUCUUUGGACAGCAUUCGCCGGGAAAAGCAGAAAAGCACUUGAGAUCAGCAGAAAAAGUUUUAAAGAAGGUCUUAAAGGAUGAAAGUGAUGUAUCAUUGCUUCAGAUCAAUUCUUCCUUGCUAGAAAUUUUUGCGCAGACAAGCAGAAUGAAAGAGGGUCUCGAGCUUGCCGAAAAACAAAGACGCUUGAUUGAUAUUAUGUUGUCUAAAUCCAAUUCUCCUAGCGCUCAUCAGCUCUCUCAAGUGUUCCGCCUUGCUUCGUUUUACGAAGACAGUGGAAGACGAAAUACUGCAAGAGAUUUGUUCAUUGACCUGAUUGGACGUAUAGAGGAGCAGGUCGAUACCGCUGAUUCAGACCAGGAUUAUUUUGAGCUCCUGCUGUGGACUGCGGAAUUACGAGCAGGAGGUAUUUACCGAACUAAUGGAAUGUUCGAUCACGCAGAAGCCAUGUUUCAGCGUAUUCUUUUGUCAGUGAAAAAGACAACUUCACAGCGACAAUUGGGAAAAGAAUUUCGACAUGUUGCUCUGUAUAAUCUAUCGUGUAUUUUUACGCAAACCGGAAGGUAUCACCAAGCACAUGAACUGCUUGACAGUCUUAUCAACCUCUAUGAGCAAGACCCAAAGUCAAUCGAUCCCGAAGCAGCAUCGUACGUUUUUCUCAUUCGUAGUGAACUUAAUCGUAAAACCUUAUGUUUCAACCUUGCACUUGAAGACCUGGAAAAAGCCUUGAAAACAGCUGAAGUGUUCCGAUUAUCGAAGUCUACGAUCACAUCAGCAACUGAAAUUCUUUAUGCUAAAGUCAUGAACACAUUUGGAUUAGUUCAUGAGGAAAACAACAACCUGAGCCUUGCUCUCGACUAUUAUACUUGCAGCCUAAGCACUGUAGAUGGGUUGCCACCCAAGAUGGACACAGCUAUAUUUCACCAAAAUAAGGCGGAUGUUCUAAAAGCGCUUGGACGAUUUGAAGAUGCUACAAUACAUUACCAAAAAUCUUUGGAAAUCAGAGAAAUGUUGUAUUCCGAGGAUCCAGUCAGAGAAGAUAUUGCUACGGUGCUCUAUCAUUUGGCUCUCACCCAGUAUAUUAGUCGACAGCCCAACGAAGCCUCCAAAACUCUGGAGAAGCUUUUACCCUUGAGGAGGGAACUUCUUAAAGAGGGUGGUUCGAACCGAUUGCAAAAUUAUGCUGCAGCGUUGGUUCUCAAAGGUGGCUGUCACAUCUCGGAACCUGACGAAGCUCAGCAAGCGAAAGAGGCCUUCGAAGAAGCAGAGAAAGUUCUUAAGUUGCUGACGGAAGGACAGCUAAACCAGGAUUACGCUGCAGUUUUGCACAAUUUGGGUAGUGCUUGCUUUAUGUUAAAUCAGUGGGAAGAAGCAAUACCCAAACUGAAAAAUGCACUUGAGAUGAGGAGAAUUAUUUAUGAAGGGAAAGCGGUGCCAGAUGUUGCCUCAACCUGCGAAUUCCUCGCUACAGCGCUCUUUAAGAAUCACGAGUACCAGAAAGCAUUGACUUACUUUGAAGAAGCGUUGAAAUAUUUUGAAGUUUGCCAGUCCCCAGAUAACGAAACCAAAUGUGCUCUCCAUAUUGCUCUUUGUCACAAAAGUUUAAAGAACUUUGAUCUUGCCUCGAAAGCGUUUGAGAAAGUCAAGGUGUUGUGUGCAAGAGAAUCAGUCAGUGAUGAGAUGCGAGAUGAGGUUCAAGAAACAAUGGCAGAAAAUGAAGAGAAUACGAACAAACCCAAGGACAGUUAAUGCCACCAUUAGUUUUGUGCUGAGCACCGUGACAAAUCGUAUAGAAGUUUAAGGUAUCCUGCAUGUAGAAAGUGUUAGCUGUAAUUGAAACAAUUUAUAGAUUUAUAUAUGCAUGCCAAUUCGAAGAAAAAAGUAAUGCUUGCGUCAAUGGACGACUUGCGCUUUAGACUAAUAUAUCUUAUCCCAGCGGUAAAAAGAAAAUUUUCCGGCUGAAAGAGUUCACUAACAUUAGUUGUAAAUUACGGAAAAUAUAGCCAUGCGAAGUUGUCGAUUUUUGUAUACCUUUGUAUUAUACGGCCGGAAGUGUGUAACUAAAUUAGUUACAGGGUCGUUACACAUUCCGUGCGUAAUACUAAAAUAUACUAGCUAAAUAUGCAUUUUACAAAA